CUCACUCACCACAUGUCCUCAACAACAUCAGCAAUAAAAACAAAAAAAAUGCAGAAGCAACACACCCAUUUGCUCUUCAUUCUUUGCUUUUGUUUUUCUGCAGUGGCAGCUCUUUCAUGGAGCCAAGACAAGCAGUUCAAUCAGGCUAAGAACUAUGAGGGCUCCUCCGAUCUAGUGGACCUUCAGUACCACAUGGGUCCUGUCCUUGCAUCUCCUAUAAACCUUUAUAUAAUCUGGUAUGGAAAUUGGAACCCAACUCACCAAUCCAUUAUAAGAGAUUUCCUCUACUCCUUUUCUUCUUCCUCCUCCUCCUCCUCUUCCUAUCCGUCUGUCGCCGAUUGGUGGCGGACGGUCCGGCUCUACACCGACCAAACGGAAUCGAAUAUCACAGGGAACAUCGUCCUCUCCGGCGAGCACUACGACACUAAAUACUCCCACGGUGCGUAUCUCAGCCGUUUAGCAAUCCAAUCCGUCAUCAAAAGUGCAGUCACUUCAUAUCCAAGGGCUCUACCUCUCAACCCUCACAAUGGCCUCUACUUAGUCCUGACCUCUUCGGAUGUUCGAGUUCAAGACUUUUGCCGGGCGGUCUGCGGCUUCCACUACUUCACCUUCCCGACCAUCGUUGGUGUCACCGUGCCGUACGCGUGGGUUGGUUACAGCGGAAAGCAAUGUCCGGGCAUCUGUGCCUACCCUUUUGCGUGGCCUGAGAAUUCAGGAAGGCCGUCACCAGGCACAAAUGAAGGCAACAAGAUUAUGGCUGCACCUAAUGGGGAUGUGGGUGCUGAUGGGAUGAUCAGUGUGAUUGCUCAUGAGCUCGCGGAGGUGACGAGUAAUCCGCUGGUGAAUGCGUGGUAUGCCGGCGAUGAUCCGACCGCACCGACCGAAAUAGCAGACUUGUGUGUGGGUGUUUAUGGCAGUGGAGGGGGUGGUGGAUAUGUGGGGAAAGUGUACAGGGACUCUUGGGGAUCUGGGUAUAAUGUGAAUGGAGUGAAGGGAAGAAGGUUUCUGGUGCAAUGGGUAUGGAAUCCUGUGAAAAGGAGAUGCUUUGGCCCCAAUGCCGUGGACUAAAGACUCUGUUCAAUGUAUAUAAUUUCAAAAGAUUUCUUUCUUCCACAACCUCUUGCUUUUGAUGUAUUAUCUCAGAAAGGGCUGGAGCCUGGAGGGAAAGAAUAUGGGAAUCAAAUGGACAAAGGCUGACACGUGCUAAAGGUGAUGAGCAGCUUGCUGCAUGUGGAAGUAAAUAUGGUGCUUUUAAUAGAGCUGAUUGCUUUCUAUAUA
Molecule: messenger RNA, 1278 nt
Organism: Corylus avellana
Lineage: Eukaryota; Viridiplantae; Streptophyta; Magnoliopsida; Fagales; Betulaceae
Gene: EXL7
Product: EXORDIUM like 7
Source: RefSeq, a predicted model, not a curated record